CAGACUUGAUACAAAGGCAGAUCAUGAACAGCCCACAAGGAGUGUCACAUGAAUAUGACAGUGCUGCAGAUGCACAGUUUCAUACUCAAAUCUUUCACUAAUUUGUGGUGAUAAAUGCCAGCACAAGGGUAAGGCAAGGUCAGCAAAAGCGAGUGAGUGUCAUUGGCUGGUGGUUAUGGUUAAGCCCGCAGGCUUGUUUUUAAGAGUGACUGCUUCUCAAAUCUCCACCACAGAGACAAGGAGGAGGACUUAGGACAUGCUGAAUACCACAAACAGCACAGCAAUGGCUUACAGCAACCCUGACUAUGAUGUCUACUCAGAUUUCGGGUCAGGCUUUGACUUGAACAACUCAUAUUGGAAUACAAGUAACACCACAGAAAUCACUGAUGAAUCUGAAUGGUGUGAGGCUGGAGAGCAGGAGCUCACCAUCAAAAUGUUCCAGACCUCAGUUUUUUGCCUCAUCUUCCUGCUGGGCGUGGUGGGAAAUUGCCUGGUGAUUGCCACCUUUGCCCUAUACCGCCGUCUCCGGCUUCGCUCUAUGACUGAUGUCUUCCUGUUCCACCUAGCGCUGGCCGACCUCCUCCUGCUCCUCACGCUCCCGUUACAGGCCGUCCACACUCACCUGGGUUGGAUCUUCUCUGUUCCUCUCUGCAAGGCCACGCGUGCCAGCUAUGCGAUCAACACCUACAGUGGGCUGCUGCUGCUGGCCUGUAUCAGCGUCGACCGCUACAUGGUGGUAGCACGAGCUCAGGAGAUGCUCAGGCUGCGCACUCAGAUUUUAAGAGGGGGGAAGCUAGCUGCUCUAGGUGUGUGGGUUGUUGCGGUGCUCCUCAGCCUGCCUGAAAUCCUCUUCGCUGGGGUGGAGGUGUUUUUUGGCUAUGAUGGUGAAAUACAAUACUGUGUCAUGCUAAAUAGUGGAAAAGUCAAAAUGGCCACCAAUGGAGCCAUCAUUGCUGUCUUCUGCCUAUCCUUCCUCAUCAUGGUGACUUGCUACUCUUUGAUUGCUAAAGUGCUGUGGGAAGGGAACACACAUCGGCGAGGGAAGAUGUGGCAUCGGCAGCGCACCUUGAAGCUAAUGGUGGCCCUGGUGCUGGUGUUUCUGAUGUUCCAGCUGCCCUACACUGUGGUGCUGUCUCGUAAAAUGGCGGGGCAGUUCUGCAGUCUCCUGUUGGAGUACAUCACCUGCACUUUGGCAUACGCUCGCUGCUGCCUCAACCCUAUCCUGUAUGCCCUGGUAGGCGUACGCUUCCGCAACGAUGUGCUGAGGCUCAUCCAUGAUUCAGGCUGCCCAUGUGAGCCCUUCCUGGCACCACAGACCGUGAGCUCCACCUCCAUCUCCUCAUCGUCACCUGCUCUCACAGUGCUCUCAGUUUGCUCUCCAACAGUCCCUGAACGCAAUUACUCUAGCAAUGACACAGAGUUGUCCACCAAGUUUAAGUUUCCAGCAAGCAAAUAAUAUUUGAUAAGGUUGUGAACUGUCCACUCUGCAUCAUUUAUAUACACAUUCCCCUUCAGUUAACAUAAUGUACAAUUACUAUACAGAAGCAAUGACCUGAUAAAUGAUGUGGAGUCUGCAAAGAUAUUAAUUAGGGCUGUGAAUCACUGUAAAGUUUUCAAUAUGAGUGUUCAUACAAAAUGUCCAGUAAAAUGGUACACAGUAUAAACAGUAUAUGUAUAGACAGGCUUAUAGACCCCCCCCCCCAUUGAUUAUCUUCAAAAUGUGAUUUGUUAUUCAUUUAUAUUAUUCAUUUGUUCAGCCACAACUAUUUACUAUACAGUUGCAGUGAUUAAAUGACCACAGGCCUUUUGGCCUAUUUCUUUAAGGUCUGUGCUUGUUGUUGAGACAAUUUAAGAGGUAUGCUACCGGUCAAAAGUUUUAGGGCGCCUCUAUCUUUCCUGUUGUAAUGUCUCUGGGAACUCUGAAACUAAAGCAUAGAACAAAAGGAUAAAAAAUAGCAAAAAAAUAUUUACAGAAAGAUGGAAUCUUAAAUCGUAAUUUAAUCCUUUUUUUUUGGACUUUUUUGUGAACUUACUCAUGAUGUUCUUUUUACAACAAAAAUGAAACAUUAAGGGAAAGUUUGUCUAAAAGCUGUUGCAGAGGUUCCACAACCACACUUGUACUUUGCUUUUUUUUGGGUCAUUAUCUUGCUGUUGGAUGAACCUCUGAGCAUUCAGUCUGUCUUCUUUUCUUAAUUACUUUUCCCACAGUUCUUAUAUACAGCACUACUUCCUGCAGCUACAGAAGACAACGGAAUUAGCAGAGAUGAACGUGCAAUUGCCUUUUAGUUUUAAAUGCUUGUUGCUUUUGACACAUUUUGGUUGUUACUCAAAAAGUCUCAAGGGUUGAUACACAACACUUGUUAUCAUAAGCACUUUGUUUUUCAGGCAUCAGGUGACAAAAAGCAGAUGACCAAGAGCCACUUCAGCUUUUGAUGCAUUUCUACAGAAUUUCAUAAUUCUAACCACAACCUCAUUUGCAAACAUAAACCUAGUGGUGCUAUGUUUUUACUUCAACAAGCUUAAGUUCUGUAGAAUAUUUCUAUACUGUUGGUAACAGUCUCCAGACUUAAAGCACUUUGGGGCUGGUUUUGGGAAGAAUUGGACAGAGGGUGAAAGAAGGUGAAACUGUGAAUACAUCUGUGGGAAGUUCUGCAACAGUGUUGACACAAAUUUUCCAAACAGUGUUUCAUUUCCAUUGUAGACAGGACGUCACAGGGUGUUUUGUCUGCUGAAUGAGUCAAACAUUUUGAUUAAAUUUAGGAUUUCAGAAUAUAAGUGUUUUUAUCACAAAUUUGCAUGCAUAUAUUAUAAUUUUCAUAGUAAAUAGAGUUGAAUUUAUUUGUUAUUUAAUAGUUCAUUCUCAAAAUGUUAAAUAUAGAUUGUUUGUUUUAAUGUAUAUAUUUCUCUUGCAUCUUUAAAUAAACUUUGAUGUAUA
Messenger RNA from Lates calcarifer (barramundi perch), 2935 nucleotides. It is a transcript of the gene ccr10, whose product is annotated as chemokine (C-C motif) receptor 10. The record is from RefSeq and is a predicted model, not a curated record. Gene Ontology annotation, biological process: immune response; G protein-coupled receptor signaling pathway. NCBI's taxonomy places the organism in Eukaryota, Metazoa, Chordata, Actinopteri, Centropomidae. The coding region runs from base 257 to 1456 and encodes 399 amino acids. Gene Ontology annotation, molecular function: G protein-coupled receptor activity. Gene Ontology annotation, cellular component: membrane. The transcript has 2 exons.